Cylas formicarius (sweet potato weevil) is the source of this 2434-nucleotide messenger RNA. Its product is annotated as dystrophin-like. The coding region runs from base 402 to 2213 and encodes 603 amino acids. Gene Ontology annotation, biological process: synaptic signaling. The record is from RefSeq and is a predicted model, not a curated record. NCBI's taxonomy places the organism in Eukaryota, Metazoa, Arthropoda, Insecta, Coleoptera, Brentidae. The transcript is spliced from 9 exons. Gene Ontology annotation, molecular function: protein binding; zinc ion binding. Gene Ontology annotation, cellular component: plasma membrane.
ACCCUAUUUCUUAAAAUACAACUUUCAUCCUACUCCAACAUGUUAGUUGUUUUACCGGAUUUAUUUUUGAAUUUUGAAGAACCCGGCUUUAAAUACUAAAUUCAUAUUCGCACAAAAGAGCGUACAUGGUCGUCUUUAAGAAGCCCCCGACUCUACCGCGGUCAGAGAGCAACAACGUCUUUUGACGUCAUUGUUUACCAAUCUGUGAUAAAUGCCGAAAUUAAAACAGUUUUUAAAUCAUUUAACGGUUUUUUCAAAAGUAGAUUAUAGCCUUAUGCGGUUUAGUUAUUUAGGUAAUGUUGGAAGAAUUCAUGAGUUACUACGUGUGUGUGUUUUUGUUAACCACCUGCUGCACAGAUUUUGAACCUGUAUCAACACCUGUUGCAUUGAAUUAGAAGACAAUGAACUGGAGUAAAACGGAAAACGAAAGGGGAUUCGCUUUUUACGUAAAUAAUGAAAAUAACCAGACUCAGUGGGAUCAUCCAAAAUUUUCUGACAUAAAACAGGCCUUGGAUGACUGCAACUACGUUACAUAUCCGUCAUAUAGGGUGGCUCUAAAAUUUAGGGUUUUACAGAGAAGUUUAUUUAUGGACGAAGUCCCACUGCAGGUGGUAAUAGGUGUGUUCGAAAGGCAUCAUUUAGGCAAUAAUGAAAGCACUCUUGGCUUAGAAAGCUCCGAUUUGGAAGCUGUCUUAUCAGAUAUCUAUUUUGCUGCAAAUAAAAUGAACCACAUGAACAUCGAUGUAGAUUUUGCUACAGAAAUCACGUUAAAUUUUUUGUAUAAUGUGUUUGACAGUAACAGAGUAGGCAAUAUACAAGUGUCGUCUGCAAAAUUGUUACUGGGUAUUUUAAGUAACUGUUCCUUACUUGAUUUAUACAAAUUUUUCUUCAAUUUAUGUUCAGACCACAAUAAUUGUGUUACAAGGUCAAAGUUACAUUCACUUCUGUCAAAACAAUGCGACAUAAGCAAAUACCUCCAUGAAGAUGUUUAUUUGGGAACUCACCUGCUCCUUUCAUCGAUUGAAAGCUGUUUUGAGAGUUCUCCGGGAUUAUUAGGAGUUACCGAAAGUACAUUUAUUACAUGGCUCGAAAGCAAUCCUAAUAUAUUCUCAUGGACUCAUUUACUUCAUAGAAUAAAAUCAUCUGAGUUAGCGAUUCAUCCAGUCAAGUGUUCAAGUUGCCGAACACAACCCGUUAUGGGUCUCCUCUACAGAUGUGUGAAAUGUUCCCGUUAUGUCCAGUGUCAGAAAUGUUUCUUUACGGGUAGGAUUAGCCACUCCCACAAAUUGUCCCACACCGUAAAAGAAUUCUGCGGCACUGAUUAUAACAAAAUAAAUUCCGGGGAAAUUAUCAAGAAAGUGUGUACCCUGUUUUGUUCUAAAAGGUCCGAACUUGGAAGAUUUCAAGUUGUCGACCCUGUAAGUUGUUUAAAAGAGCAGGUAGUAAAACCACUGCCGCCUGGCGACUGCGAAGUCGAACCCUUAUCGUCUCCUCAAACUCAACUGCAAUCGAUCAUAAGGCACUUGGAAUCGCAGAACAGGGAAUUGCAACAGGUGUUGAUUCUCGGUCACGCGAGCGACAGGGAAAUGAGAAAAUACCUCGAAGAGUACCGGGUAUGCAUGGAGAAUCACAUAAAAAAAUUAAAGAGGUUGAAGGGCCAAAUCAAAAGUUGCCCGGAUUCUUCAAAGAACGCGAAAAGGGUCACCACGGAAUCUACGCCUAUGGUUCAAUUGGGUCACGCGAGGAAACAGGAUGCCGAAACGUUCGACUAUUUCAGCCCGAUCGUUCCUUAUAACGAAAGAACCGGAAGUUACAACAUUCCAGAAUGUGAUAGCAACGGAUGCGUUGAUUCGAAAUCGAGCGUGCAAUAUACUAUAGAAGACUUAAGCACUUGGAUCGGUGGGAACCCCUCCUUAUCGCAGAUGAACCUAACGGAAACCGAUAAGGGUAAUUAUAUUCCUAAAUCUCCCGUCAAAGUCUUGCACAACGACUUGGACGAGGCCCUAGCAAAACUGCAACAGAUUUUGGCCAAUAAUUUUUCGAUGGAAGAGUCGCUGGGUCCAAUGGACAAUACCAAUUUGAAAUGCGCGGUGACAGAGGUAGAAGGAAUGCUAACUUCCAUCAUCGAUAACGUAGAGUUGAGCAGGAGCGGUUCCGCACAACCAGUGAGACGAAAAUUCGAUGAGACUGAUUUUGUACAGAAGAUAGAAUAGUUCUUAAAUUAGCUACAGAGAAAUAUAGCUAUUUUUGCGUGCAUUAGGAAAAUGUAUAUAUGGUGUUGAAAAUAUUAAGACUCUGGUAAAUAUUGACGUUACCUGGUAAACAAUAAAAUUUACCAGUUAAGAUUUUAUACUUUAUAUUUUUUAAAGACUGUUGUAUUUUAUAUUCGAAGCAUAAGUUAAAGGGGUAACAUUGGGUUACUUUUAUUAGUGCA